Molecule: messenger RNA, 474 nt
Organism: Lasiosphaeria miniovina
Lineage: Eukaryota; Fungi; Ascomycota; Sordariomycetes; Sordariales; Lasiosphaeriaceae
Exons: 1
Coding region: 7-288 (93 amino acids)
Source: RefSeq, a predicted model, not a curated record
CACACCAUGGCAGCGGCGGGCGAUUGCAAGGCCGUGAGUCCCGAAUUACGGUUGCUGGCGACGUCGGAAGGCGGCGGGCUCGGUGCCGAGUGGUCGCGCUCGGCCAACGGCGCGACGAGUAACUGGGUUCUUGCCCGCACUACAAAGGGAUACUUCGUGCUUGGACCCAAAGUGCUGGCCAAAAGCGACCGCAUCUGCGUGCUCUGGGGGGCAAAAUGUGCUUUUGCCUGCGGCCCCUUGACCAAGGCAGAUUCCUGCUCGUGGGAGAGUGCUAUGUGCACGGGCUGAUGAGUGGGGAGGCUGUCCGUCAAUUGGAGGGGAAUGAGCUGCAGGAAGACGAGUUUGUGCUGGUCUGAUUGAGUGCCACGGGAGAGACGCGGUUGGUGCGGUUAGCUCCGCACGCACCUUGGCCAGAUUCCUCCCUCCCACCGAGGCACCGGCUCGCCACAAAACUCACCUCGCAAGCCGGUGGGG